This is a messenger RNA of Physcomitrium patens, 2079 nucleotides long. Its product is annotated as chloroplast protein FOR GROWTH AND FERTILITY 1. Lineage: Eukaryota; Viridiplantae; Streptophyta; Bryopsida; Funariales; Funariaceae. The record is from RefSeq and is a predicted model, not a curated record.
UCCCUCGUUCUCGCCACCUAAUUCUCCCACACCCGAGCUGCCUUCCUUUUUUCGCUACGCCACACUCCUGCUCAAACUGAGUUGCGCACAGCUCGUAGGCUUACAGGCUCAAUUUCUGUCCAUAUUGCGCCCUAUGCGUCGAUUCGGUGGCGGAGGGUUUAAGUUUCGUGGCGUCGAGGGUGGUCGAUUUCGCUUGUUGGGCUGGUGGGUUUGAGGUUUUGGGUUGAGGUUUUUGACAUUAGUCUUUGUGAGUAUUGCAAAUCUGGAGGGAGUUGGUUGGGUGCGGGUUUUGAUGAGACGCGUAGUGGUUAGGAUAAUGUGUCGCGGCUGGCACUAGCGCUGAGAUCUGUGUCUUUGCGCUUAGUGAUUUUGCUUCAUGCGUAGCGACACGGCGAGAUAGUGGUAAUUUUUGGGUUUUGUCUUCUCUUUUUGUUUUGAUUGUUGGGGGGUUUGGAUAAGAGUGGGUGGUGGUACUCAUUAGUUUGGUCUCUUGGUUGCCUGCAAACUCUGCGACCAUGACCACUUGUGUAAGCAACAUGGUAUCUCUGCCCUCCACAAACCGCCCGGUUCUCAGGGCGAGAGCGGAGGUUGAGGAGAGGAGUUUGAUGUGUGCGAGUGCAAGUAGCGUUCGCUUCGUUGGGUCUUUGAAGGUUAGGCUAAGUCUUCGACCGAGUUUUUCCGGAGGAGCUGAUUUGAGGGGCGCUGCAGUGCUGAGACUUGUAUCUAAAGGGAAGAUCAUGAGCUCGAAUGCGCGGAGAGAUUGUGUAUGCAGUACCGCUGAGAGUGGUGGGCAUUUGGAGCCACAAUCUUGCAAGGAUGUGUCGAAGUCCAAGCAGGGUCUCGAUUUCUUGCUCAAGCUGCUUCCCAGAAUUCUACCAGCUGUAGUGAUCGGUGUUGCAUCUUGGUUAUUAAGGCGUCCAGGCAUGGCGCUUGCGGGUGGCGAGGCACCAACCUUCGCGGUUGGAGGGGAGGCUGAGCAAGGAGGGGCUUUAUCCAGGGAAAUCGCUAAAGCAGGAGGAGGUCUAAUGGCAAGUGCCUGGACUGGACUGGUGGCAGGUGGUUUGCACACAUUAACAGGGCCUGAUCAUUUAGCCGCUCUUGCACCCCUUUGCAUUGGUCGAUCAAGACUUCAGAGUUUUUCUGUGGGUGCACUAUGGGGCUGUGGUCACGAUGCAGGUCAAGUCAUAUUCGGCAUCAUCUUCCUUUUGCUGAAAGACAGGUUGCACCUUGAUAUUAUUCAAACAUGGGCAGCCCGCGUAGUGGGUCUUACGCUGAUUACCAUAGGAGGAAUGGGAAUUAAAGAGGCACAGGAAAUCGAUGCAGCUACGCCGGUCUUAGUUGAAGGAGAAAUGCCAGCUGAACCAGAGAAGAAGUCUGUUGGUCCAGCAACUUUCAUCACCGGCAUCGUGUAUGGGUUACAACCUGAUGCGCUCUUGAUGAUUUUGCCGGCUCUAUCCCUUCCAUCAAGAGCAGCAGGAGCAGCAUUUUUAGGCAUGUUCUUGCUGGGCACAGUUUUGGCCAUGGGCAGUUAUACCGCCUUUGUGAGCUCCUUAAACAAGGCUCUGCAAAAGCGUGUACCCAAGAUCACUUAUCGGCUCACUAUAGGCUCUUCCCUGAUUGCCAUAGGACUUGGUAUCACGAUCUUACUCGGAGAGGUAUUUGGUUUCAAUUUGUUUUAGUUCGGUUACGUCUAUCGAAAUGUAGAGAUCUGUGCCAGGUCAGUUUGUUUGUGAGACAAUCUUGCACCUAGCCUGACUACUGGUAUACCCCCAACUGCGGAUGUAAAAGGUCCUAGCCGCUGUUUUCCCCUUUCUAGAUUGCUCAUCAGACGUCAGGCUAACGACAUUAUUUCAUCUUGUACAACGUAGCACAUCCAAAUCAUCGGUCAAAGACAGCUGGAGUUUUUCUUUUUGUUUACGGCCGUGCAACACAGUUUCCAGAGAUCAUAAUUUUGCAGAACUCCCCAUUUUGCAUUUGUUCUACUUCAGAAUGCUGGUUAGCCCUGUUGUUUUCUGGCAGCUCUGUAUGUUGGAUUGUUGAAAUUAAUUAACGUCUCCCAGUCAUCUCAAUUUACGAUGA